This is a messenger RNA of Suillus discolor, 1045 nucleotides long. RefSeq names its product carbonic anhydrase. The transcript is spliced from 4 exons. Gene Ontology annotation, molecular function: carbonate dehydratase activity; zinc ion binding. The record is from RefSeq and is a predicted model, not a curated record. The coding region runs from base 113 to 826 and encodes 237 amino acids. Lineage: Eukaryota; Fungi; Basidiomycota; Agaricomycetes; Boletales; Suillaceae. Gene Ontology annotation, biological process: cellular response to carbon dioxide; cellular response to oxidative stress.
CAUGAGCUCCCACUCGAUCGCGCGAGACUCGGGUCACAUUCCAUCAUCCAUGCUACCAUUCGUACUUGAGCUGAUCUGUACUCACCAGUGACACUCACCGUGCUAUAAGACAAUGCUUAGGGCCACCUACAUCCGUGGCCCAAUCAUUUUCCGAUCCUUAUUCGUCUUACCAUCACUACGCUUCCCACCCCUCCGCAAUAUGUCCCACAGACCCCUCCAAACCUUGCUCAACGCCAACGAGGAGUGGGCACAAACCGUAGUAAAGGACACACCCGACUUUUUCGCUCGGUCAGCCACAUGCCAGAAUCCCAAGAUCCUUUGGAUUGGCUGCUCUGACUCACGAGUACCGGAAUCGAUCAUCACAGCAUCUAAGCCUGGUGAUAUCUUUGUGCACAGAAACGUUGCAAACCAAUUCCACCUCCAUGAUGACAGCGCCCUCUCAGUCCUCUCAUUUGCUGUCAAAGAAGUUGGCGUUGAACACGUCGUUCUCGUCGGUCACACCAACUGCGGAGGUGCCAUGGCUUGCAUAGAAGCAGCCAAAGUCGCUGCCACUAACCCCAGCGCAUCCAACCCACUCACGCGCUGGUUGAGCCCCCUUACCGCACUCGUUCGAUCUCUCGAUCUUUCCGCGUGCUCUGCGAAUGAGGCGCUGAACAAGGUCGUCAAAGCCAAUAUCAUCAAGCAGGUCGACAAUAUCUGCAAGUCAGAACCUAUCACCACUGCUUGGGCAGAUCCGCAUGCGAAGAAAGUUACUGUGCACGGAUGGAUGUACGAUCUUGCAGAGGGACGCAUCAAGGAGCUCGUCGUUCGCGACUCUCAGGCGUAACAAAAACAGAUCACGACUUGUUUAUCUUUGAUACCAGCACAAUCCCCAAGGCUUUGCGCCAAAUUCAUGGUUUUCGAUGCAUUCUUUGCUAGAUUUUCUGAAAAAUAGCUCUACACGUUGAAGGUGUUUCUAGGAUUAUGCAUGUCUCUUGCACCUCCCACACUAGUACUGGUGAGCAAUGUGUCAAAUCAUUUGGAUUUUGAAAUCGCGCAUUCGGAG